Molecule: messenger RNA, 1888 nt
Organism: Lepidothrix coronata (blue-crowned manakin)
Lineage: Eukaryota; Metazoa; Chordata; Aves; Passeriformes; Pipridae
Gene: FBXO5
Product: F-box protein 5
Exons: 5
Coding region: 125-1351 (408 amino acids)
Biological process (GO): negative regulation of meiotic nuclear division; regulation of mitotic nuclear division
Cellular component (GO): nucleus
Molecular function (GO): protein binding
Source: RefSeq, a predicted model, not a curated record
ACAUUAUUGCUGCAGCAGUCCAUUUGAAAAGUAAAUUUGACUGCACCAGAAGGAACUGCGGUUUUUAGUUUUCUCCACUGAGAAGAUACUGAUACACCACUCUUGAAAGGAUACAAAUAACAAAAUGAAGUCAAACCUUAACCGCUCUUGCAAAAUGAAACGUGAUUUUGACUGUGCAUCUCUUCAUGCUGGGUUUACACCACUGAAAUCUGCUGUGGAGAAAACAAGACUGGAAAAAUCCUGCCCCUUGAAUUACAAGGAAGGCUUUUGUAAAAGCUGUGCAGAAGAGCAUCAGAAAAUAUUCCCUAGUGACUCAUAUCAUGCAGCCACCAGAAAUCUAGAACUUGAAGAUGGAGGAAAACCAAUAUAUAACAAAGAAAACAAACAAGUAACCCAGAGACUUGAUGAAGUUAUCUAUGAAAUGGAGGAACUGGAAAACAGUAAACUUAGUGAGGACAGUGGUUAUUCCUCUAUGUUAAAUACUCAAUAUGCUGAUACAAUAGAACAUGAGGAUAGUAUACCUUUGGCUGGGAAUCUCUGUGGCACACCAAAACAUUGUCUCAGGAAGAACCAAAACCAAGAACAGUUUUCAAAGAAGACUUUACUGCCAGUAAGCCAUUAUGAAGACAUGAUUUGCUCAACUCUGAAAAAAAAUGGUAAAAGAAAUCUCAAGACUUGGGCUGCUAUAGACAGAAUUGUUUUUAGGGGAAAAGUUGAACUUUGUAACUUAAUUGGAAAGAAAAUGGGGCUAGAUAAAAUAGACAUUUUUGCCGAGCUCUUCCAAAAGAACCUGAAGCAUAUAUUAGCAAACAUUUUAAGGCAUCUCAGCGAGGUGGAUUUAAUCAAUUUUGCCAAAGUCAGCACAACAUGGCGGAAGAUUCUACAAGAAGAUAAAUGGAUUUUCCAAAUGUAUAGUAAAGCUGUGAAAAACCUCUCUAAUGGCACAAAGGCACCAGAGCAUGCUGCAACAAGGGAGUAUGUUGUCUACAGAGUGUCUUUAGCUUCCAUUCAGAAAGCAACCCCACCAAAAAUCUUGAACAAAAAAAACACCAGAUCCAAAGCAUCUAAGAAUCACAGCAGGCUCAUGGAGUUUUCUGAGGCUGCCAAGACCUUGAAAAACACUGAAAGCUUUAAAGCCUGCCAUCGCUGUGGUUCACCUGCAAAGUAUGACUCCUAUCUUCAAAGAGCAAUGUGCAAUCGUGAAAGUUGUGGCUUUGACUUUUGCACAAAGUGCAUGUGCAGCUACCACAGCUCCAGUGACUGUAUGAGCGGCAAACCAGUGAAACCCACCUCUAUGCCAGGGCCACUUCCUGGGACUAAGAAAAGCAAACAGAAUCUAAAGAGAUUGUGAUCCAUCCCUCCCAAUACAAAUUGUAAGAUGUGCCAUAAAUUUUUUUUUAUUCAUCUACAAAGAAAAUGUUUUCUGCUAUUCUAUAUUUAUAAAGAAGUUUAUUCUAUUACUCCUCUGUACUCUUUUAAUAGUCUUGUUCAGAAGGCUUUUAAAAGCAUUUCUAGUGCUGUCCAGUGAGGUGAGUGAAGCCCUUUUUAACUUCAAAUUAUGGGGGAGUCUAGAUUUUAUGAUUUUUCAAAGCUUUGUCUUUGAUUUUUAAAUGCAAACAUUCAUAAUACCAUUUUCUCUGAUGGUUUCUCUUAUGUGAAUCUUAAAUUGUUCCUCCUUCAUUUCUUCAUUCAGAAAGCUCAGGUUUUCCUUGAACUGAGGUGAUACCUUUUCCAACUUUAAAAAAAACAGUACUGUAUGUUGACUAUACUGCUAAAAAGUACGUGUUCUUUUUUUUUGAAGUUAUAAUAUUACUUUUAGUAUUUGUAUAUAUUUGUAAAUACUAUUCAUGUUUGUCUUGUAAAUGUGAAAAUAAAUUGCUGAUCUUGA